Messenger RNA from Triticum urartu, 3063 nucleotides. Its product is annotated as membrane protein of ER body-like protein. NCBI's taxonomy places the organism in Eukaryota, Viridiplantae, Streptophyta, Magnoliopsida, Poales, Poaceae. The record is from RefSeq and is a predicted model, not a curated record.
UUUCAUCAACAUCAGUAGAUUAAUACCUUCUUCCCCACCACCACAUAUGGCUUGAGGCUGCGCCUACACCACUAGUAUAAAAAAAAACCUGGCUCCCCCUGUGGGCGAGGCAGAGCAGAGCAGGACCUAGAGAAAAGAUCUUUAGUGCUGUACUUUGUGAGGAGAAGAAGGUCGAGGCCUCGAGGGGGGAGAUAAUGAUGGAGGUGGCGGUGGAGAGCCCGCAGCCAGCGGCAUGGGACCACUUCAAAGAGGAGGUGGAGAUCAUGGAGGCGGAGGGCGGCGGCACUGCCGUCGCCACCGCCGCCGCUGCUGCUGCUGCAGCAGGGGAGCUGCUGACCAGGGAGAUCAAGAAGAGGCUGUUGGUCCAUGCCCGUGAGAAUGGGAAUGGCCAUGGCCAUGGCAAUGGAGGAGGAGCAGAGGAGCCCGAGGCUGCUCCUGAGGUGGAGCAUAAGGAGGAGGAGGAGGCUCCGGAAGAACCCAAGGUUGCUGAAGAGGAGCAGCAGCACAAGAGUAUCUUCUUCGAUGCAGCCAAAGGGUUGUGGAAGUGCCGGCACUGCGAUUGGACGUACCGCUUGAGUAGUCCCUGUGGAAAUGGUACCAUAGAUCAUCGAGGCUAUCGCCACCAAAUCGAACGGAAUAGCGAAUCGUUAGUUGAGAAGAAAGGAUCGUUUUACGGUUCACCGAACAAAGUUCCUGAUAUUAUUACUGAGGUAAGUGCCAGAUAUCUGGUCACGGGAACGAUGCGAUCUGGUGACGGAAAGGAAGAAGCGAAUGAAACUCCGAGUACAAAAGACAAGCAGCUUGAAGCACAUGAAAAUGGCAAUGUUCAAGAAAUCAACCAUGGUCCAAGCAAUGGCAAGUUAGAAAAUGGAUCACACUCGAAUGGUUCGCAUCAGGUCCCCAACGGUGCUGAACCUAAGACAGAGUACCUGUUUGAAAUCAACAAGACUCAAAUGUACCCAACUGAAGUUGACAAGGACAAACAUGUCACUGAGGCUCAACCGAAGGUCGAAGAGUACGACCUUGAGAAGAUUUUGGACCAGCAAGAAACUCAUGACCUCUUCUGUCCCAACUGCAAAUCAUGCAUAACUCGGAGGGUGAUCCUGAAGAAGAGGAAAAGGACAGUAAGGCCAGCAAACCCCCAUGCACCAUCAAAGAGACCGUACACUGAAGAAGUACUAGUGCCACUGCCUUCUGCUACUUUACCUGGAAGUGAUGAGCAGGAGUCACCCGACGUGUUCAGAUGUUUGUCAUGCUUCUCCUUCUUCAUUCCGGCAGGAUGCAGUUUCAACAUAUUCCGUAUUUUUGGGAGGAGGGAUUUGGACCAAGUUGAUGUUCUGCCUCCUCCGGCAUCAGUGGACACGCCUCCUCGGUCUGAAAAUUGCACAAGUUGGCUUCUGUCUUGUUUCCAGCCAGAAGAUUGCCCAAACCAACCUCAUCCUGCUGAUUCAGUGACGGUGCCACUGUUGUCCGGUACACAGAGCUCCAACAAUACAACCACAACAACUGAAUCUAGCAGAUCAUAUGUUCAUCAUAGUCAUGGCACGGUUGUAAAGCCGGAGCAGUCGAGAGUCGAAUCACCUUUGGAGAACCAAGCUGCACCAGAUCCAGCGACAACGCCAGUGUUGUCUGAUACGCAAAGCCCCAAUGAUACAACCACAACAACUGGAUCUAGUACAUACUAUGUUCAUCAUAGUCAGGGCACAGUUGCUAACCCAGAGCAUUCGACUGCCGAAUCAUCGUCGGACCAUCAGACCACCACAAUCACCACAACUACAACCACGAAAGCAACGGCUACAUCAUCCUCUACAAACACUUCAUCUCACACCGCGUCUGCUACAGGUUUCUUCCACACAGACACACUGGAAGUGAUAACCGGUGAAAUGCCUCCCUCAAAGCCUGACGGUGGUGCAAAUCACCACCUACUUGGCCAUGAUGAUGUUCACAGAACUGCAACGACUGCCUCCGAGAAUGGCUUUACAACCCAUUCAGUUCACGCUUCAGGAGUGAAGGUCAAUGGCCCGAAUGUGACAAAUGUCGCGAGGGGCGACAUAUCAACUACGCCGAUUCCUCAAACAACAGAUUCACAUCAUGUAGCGGUAUCAGUCCCUGAAGAAGUGAAUCUGGUUGCUCCUAGACCACAACAGAGGGAUGACUGGGAUAUACCGAAAGCCAUAGUGUAUGGAGGCUUAGUGGAGUCGGUCACCAGCCUCUCCGUUGUUUCAGCAGCAGCAUCAAGUGGAGCAAAAACAUUGGACAUAUUCAUCCUGGGCAUAGCCAACCUUAUCGGAGGGCUUCCUGUCAUUUACCACAAUAUCGCCGUUCUGAGAGACAUCCGAGACGUGAACGACGACGAGCGGGUCGGCCAGUACUGGCUGCAGCUCGGAAGGCGGUCGAAAGCCCGGCUCCACAUGGUCCUGGCCCUGCUCUCAUACAUCGUGUUCGGGCUGCUUCCACCAGUCGUCUACGGGUUGUCGUUCCGCGAGAGCAAUGACAGGGAGAACAAGAUGAUGGCCGUCGCCGGCGCUUCACUCGCGUGCAUCGCUCUGCUAGCGCUCGGAAAGGCGCAUGUACAGACAGCACCCAGGGCAUACUUCAAGACUCUCAUGUACUACCUGACCAUCGCCGUGAGCUCGUCGGGGCUGUCGUACGUCGCAGGUGUGCUGAUCACGCGGCUCUUGGAGCACUUUGGAAUCAUCGAGCAAGGUGGAUUGGCUGCUCCUGCUCCUCCAGGCCUGUCGUUCGCUCAUUCAGAGGGUGCACAGACAUCUGCAUGGGCCUCAUUCUGAAGACUGAUGUCUGAACUCUGAAGUUCACGGGAACACUGGUGCAAAAAACAAACAAAAGACACGUAUGAGUCCAAAGAGCAAGUGCCUGAACUGAAGAUAUGUAGGGGGUGCACACUAGGAAAUGUAGCACUAGCUAGAUAACCUUGUGCCACAUCUUCCAGUUGGGCUUCAGUUCGUACUAAAACAUGAAGGCACACAUUAAGCGAAAAUUGCUUUUGGAGCUCGGCCUCCAUGGAGGCUGGUUUUUGAAAAAUUCAAAUUUCAUAUUUUUACA